AAACUACGCCUUAAAGAUCACGCCUUUACAUGAGAAAUGCCCUCGAAGAGAAGAAAUGGGUCCAAAGAACCCUAUCCGUAUAGGUUUGACUAACUCUGGUCAAAAAUGUCGGAGAAGGUCUUUUACCGACAAUCCAAAAACACGUCUUGUCGUCAUAAUCACAUUCCUUCUUUCAUAGAUUUUACUGACAAGACACAGCGUUCUUCUGUAACGCGGCAAAUUAACCCCGAAGGAGGAAAAAGGUCAGAAAUUUGUGAGGAAGAAAGAUGAGGGAUGAAAGAUGAAAGAUGAAUCGGUUGUCGAGAGAUUCACAAGUAAAGAUUCGAGAUUUUGAUCUUUGCCUUCUGGGUUCUUUCUCUCAGAUCCUCCGCGUCUCAGGGAUUAAACCCUAGCAGCUCAUACCAGUUUACGGCGAAAGAUUUUGCUGUCAAUGGCGGCUUUUUGAGUUUGUUUCUCUCUCUCAGGUCUGUUCCUUGGAUUUUCUGACAAGAACUCAGGUGUUGUUUGAGAUUUUGUUCUUGUGAGGGGGGUUUCUGAAAGAAAGAGAGGACAGAUGCCUGAGGAAGAGUUGGUUGAACUUAAAUUCCGGUUAUACGAUGGUUCAGAUAUUGGACCCUUCCAUUACUCUCCGGCUGCCACUGUUGCCACCCUCAAGGACCGAAUCAUUUCCCAUUGGCCCAAAGACAAGAAGAUUGCUCCCAAAUCAGCGGGUGAAAUCAGGUUGAUCAGUUCUGGGAAAAUUCUAGACAACGGAAGGACGGUCGGGCAAUGUAAAACCCCGUUUAAUGAUCUCCCGAAAGCAGUCAUGACAAUGCACGUUGUCGUCCAGCCACCUCCGGCAAAAACAAAACCAGAGAAGAAGAUGGAAGAAGAAGUACCUAGGAAAAGCUUAUGCUCUUGUUCCAUAAUGUGAAGGAGAAGAAAAAAGACAGUGGUUUGAGACAGAGCUGGUAGCUUGCAAUCUGCAUAGAAUUACCAUUUCGCCCUCGUUAACAUGCUCCUCCAUUCAUGAGAAGCUUCAUUUCAAUGGCGGCCACCACGAAAGAUGGUGCCUUUUUUUUUCAUUUGUUGUUCCCUAGGAUUAGAUUACUAGUGUAUGAUGGUGUUUGGAUCAAAUUCUUUUGAAUUCAAUAUCCAUCACAUUAUUAUAUAUGUAUGAUAUUUGUAUAUUCAUUCAUUUCUGGAUCUGCAACUGUGAAGUGUCAUUCAUUGAUGAACAUUGCUGUUAGAACAGUACCAAUAGAAUGAAUGUAUCUACCAGAAA
This is a messenger RNA of Tarenaya hassleriana, 1264 nucleotides long. RefSeq names its product membrane-anchored ubiquitin-fold protein 4. Gene Ontology annotation, molecular function: protein binding. The record is from RefSeq and is a predicted model, not a curated record. Bases 554 to 913 code for a protein of 119 amino acids. The transcript is spliced from 4 exons. Lineage: Eukaryota; Viridiplantae; Streptophyta; Magnoliopsida; Brassicales; Cleomaceae.